ACAAUGUCCACCGAUGUCAUGGGUUGGAGGCAGGACAAGUAUAAGUGCCGGAUGCCCAGGCUUUGCAGAGGGAACUCGAGAUUGUCCUCGCCAGGCCUCUCAACUGCUUUCCGUCCUCACUCCAGACAGACUUAGCAAGUAGUCAGUCACGAAUCAGCACCAUGCUGCAGAACCUCCUCCCCUUCAUCGCCCUCUUGGGUACCGCGUCUGCUCAGGCCGCAGCCUGGCAGCAGUGUGGUGGCCAGGACUGGACGGGAGCCAAGACCUGUGUCUCUGGCUACAGCUGUGUCGCCGUCAACCAGUGGUACUCACAGUGCCAGCCUGGCGGCACUGGUGGUGGCGGCGGUGGCAAUGGAGGCGGUAACGGCGGCGGCUCGGGCAAGUUUACCUUUAUCGGCGCCAACGAGGCCGGAGCCGAGUUCGGCACUGCGUAUCCCGGUGUAGAGGGCAAGGACUUUACCUUCCCUCUCCUGAGCACCAUUUCUACACUCAGGUCGCAGGGCUACAACACGUUCCGUGUCCCCUUCGCCAUGGAGCGCCUCUCCCCCGCGAGCGUCGGCGGCGCCUUCUCGGCUCCGUACCUCGCCAACCUGACGGCCGUGAUCAACGGCAUCACGUCGGCCGGCAGCUUCGCGAUCCUCGACCCGCACAACUACGGCCGCUACAACGGGGCCAUCAUCACCGACACGGCCGCGUUCGGCACCUUCUGGCGCAACCUCGCGACCCAGUUCAAGUCCAACUCCAAGGUCAUCUUUGACACCAACAACGAGUACCACGACAUGGACCAGACGCUCGUCUUCAACCUCAACCAGGCCGCCAUCACCAACAUCCGCGCCGCGGGCGCCACCUCGCAGUACAUCUUUGCCGAGGGCAACUCGUGGUCCGGCGCCUGGCACUGGGCCGAGACCAACGACAACCUCAAGGGCCUGACCGACCCCAACAACAAGCUCGUCUACGAGAUGCACCAGUACCUCGACACGGACGGCUCCGGCACCUCGACGGCCUGCGUCUCUGGCACCAUCGGCGCCGAGCGCCUCGCCACGGCCACCACCUGGCUGCGCAACAACAAGAAGGUCGGCGUGAUCGGCGAGUUCGCCGGCGGCGCCAACGACAACUGCAAGGCCGCCGUCAAGUCCCUGCUCGACCACGUCAAGGCCAACAGCGACGUCUGGCUCGGCGCCAUCUGGUGGGCCGCCGGCCCCUGGUGGGGUGACUACAUCUACAACUUUGAGCCGACGGCCGGCGUUGGCUACACUGCGUACAACUCGCUGCUCAAGUCGUAUGCUUGAAGGGGGUGACUUCGGAACUGAUUGACGCCUGACGCGGGUUACAAGGAGGUUGCUGCAGGCUCAUAUGCUGCGGUGACGUGGGUGGAGAAAGCUAGGCGGGAAAAUAUACGGUGUCAGAAGUACAUUUACUUUGUCGCUUUCGUUGUGCAUAGUUUAACUAUACAUUUUUGCCCAGGACAAGCCAUGACCUAUACAUAAAUCUCACAACAUUCUUCACGCUCCUGAAUU
Microdochium trichocladiopsis is the source of this 1517-nucleotide messenger RNA. Its product is annotated as endoglucanase 3. Gene Ontology annotation, molecular function: cellulose binding; hydrolase activity, hydrolyzing O-glycosyl compounds. Gene Ontology annotation, cellular component: extracellular region. NCBI's taxonomy places the organism in Eukaryota, Fungi, Ascomycota, Sordariomycetes, Xylariales, Microdochiaceae. Bases 162 to 1289 code for a protein of 375 amino acids. The record is from RefSeq and is a predicted model, not a curated record. Gene Ontology annotation, biological process: glucan catabolic process. The transcript is spliced from 2 exons.